This is a messenger RNA of Stomoxys calcitrans (stable fly), 1027 nucleotides long. RefSeq lists its product as uncharacterized. The record is from RefSeq and is a predicted model, not a curated record. Bases 269 to 865 code for a protein of 198 amino acids. NCBI's taxonomy places the organism in Eukaryota, Metazoa, Arthropoda, Insecta, Diptera, Muscidae. The transcript has 3 exons.
CUUAACAGAGAAAAAACGUAACACAUUAAAGAGCCUAUGAAUUCAUCACAUACUUAGUCGAUAAACACCAAAGAGAAUAAAGACAACACUAAGCUUCAGUAUUCCAUCGCAAUAACUUGAAGACGACUGUUCUGUGAUAUUAGUUAAAAGUUUAGACCGUAUAUAUUUCCCUCAAAGUGCAAUUAUUUAUCUUAAUUCUAUGUCGUCAGAAAAGAGCGCGAGAGAGAGUAAAUUGACAGUAUGAAAAUAGUGAACCUGCAAAUUUCGAAUGGGACAUUUUUUGCCAGCAGAAAUUUUCAACUAUGAACAAAUGUUUUGUAAAGGUCAACUGUUUUAUGAAAAGCAGCCGUUACAUGAAAAUACAAAAGCUAACACCAAAAUGGAUCAAAAAGGCAGAGCUGAUGAUGCCAAAUGUAAAUGGCGUUCAUUGAUUAACUAUCUGCGUCAGCACUUGGAACAUGUGGCUGACAAGAAACAACGGCGCUAUAUACCCAAUACUCAUAAUCCCGAAGAUAGAUACAUACAAUUGGAGGAUUGGCCCUAUUACAAAGAGUUAGAAUUUGUGGUGCCCUAUGUGAAAUAUGCAGCCUCCAAGACUGGUGAGAGCAGUUUAAAUCCAACAGCAAAUGAAAUUGAUAUUAUCAUCGCAUCAAUAGAGGAAGACUUGGGCAAUAGCAAUGACACUGCCAACUGUAAUUCUAUUAUCCCAUUAGAUAGAGAAGAAGAAAUCAAUUUAACACCGGAAGACAUUAUCUUGAAAGAAUUUUUUGAAAAUAUGUUAAAAUCUGCUCUAAAUUUGCCGAGAUUCCAUCAAAAUAGAAUUAUGAAUGAGAUGAUGCAAAGCUUAAAUGAACAAAAUGAAUGACAUUCAAUGAAAAUGAAGUGUUCUUGAAUCAAAACACGUAGUUACAACUAUUUCUAUAUAUGUAAAUUAAUAAAAUAUUGGCUGGCCUUGAUAGUUUUCUCUCUGUGUGUGUGAGUGUGUAUGUAGUUGUUUUUAUAAAAUAUAAUAUUUUCAUUCUUUGUA